AUGAAGUGCUCAGUGUCUACCAUCACAUACCUGACUGCCCUGGUGCUUGCGGACACAGCACUGGGUGCGACGUACAGUAUCUCUGACAACAUUGUGGGCAACGGAUUCAACAGCGCGUUUACCUACCAAGCCAUAGCAGAUCCGACGAACGGGAGAGUGAAUUACGUCGACCAAGCCACCGCUCAGGCUGACAACCUCACGUAUGCGUCGGGUGACACAUUUAUUCUGCGUGCCGACUACACCACGACGCUGAGCGCCAGCGGGCCUGGUCGGAACUCCGUGAGAUUGCAGUCCAACGCUCAAUAUUCAACCCAUGUUGCAGUCUUCGAUAUCCGGCAUAUGCCUCAAGGUUGCGGAACGUGGCCCGCUGUAUGGGAGGUCGGGGCGGACUGGCCCAACCAGGGCGAGACAGAUAUCAUAGAAGGCGUAAAUGAUGUACCACCAGACCAAGUCACAUUGCAUACCAGCUCAGGAUGUACGAUGCCAGACUCACGAGACAUGACGGGAACCUCGGAAGGGACCGAUUGUUCCACAACCGAUACCAACAAUGCUGGAUGUGGCGUGCAGUCCACCGACACGAAUAGUUACGGUCCUGACUUCAACAAUAACGGUGGAGGCUGGUAUGCAAUCGAGCGCACAGACACAUUUAUUAAGGUCUGGUUCUGGCCAAGAAAUAGUGGAUCAGUGCCAGGCGAUGUCAACAGCGGCGCUUCCUCUGUGGAUACAGAUAAUUGGGGCACACCUAUGGCUCUUUUUCCAGACACCGACUGCGACUUCUCGUCACAUUUUGGCCCCCAUAACAUCAUUAUCAAUUUGACAUUUUGCGGUGACUGGGCUGGCGCGGUCUACAGCUCUGACGGUUGUCCUGGAACAUGCGUUGACUAUGUCAACAAUAAUCCCUCAGCAUUCGCCAAUGCUUACUUCGACUUUGCUGGAAUCAGGAUCUACACAUAG
Molecule: messenger RNA, 954 nt
Organism: Gloeophyllum trabeum ATCC 11539
Lineage: Eukaryota; Fungi; Basidiomycota; Agaricomycetes; Gloeophyllales; Gloeophyllaceae
Product: laminarinase
Exons: 11
Coding region: 1-954 (317 amino acids)
Biological process (GO): glucan catabolic process
Molecular function (GO): hydrolase activity, hydrolyzing O-glycosyl compounds
Source: RefSeq, a predicted model, not a curated record